UUCAAGGCAACAGAUAGUAUAAUGGACAACAUCGACAGGCGAGAGCAGAAAGAAAACUCUCACACAAUCGCUUUUCAAGAUCCAUUAAAGUAAACCUUUUUUUUCUUUUCAUUCUUCGUUUUUGCUCUUCAUCACUGUCGCUCCUUAUCUUGCUGCGAUUAAUCCCUUCUCUGCUACUUCAAUAUAGACGUGCGACAUUGAUGCACACACUAAGACCUAGAUAGCCUCUUCAUGUCCUUGGAAGCUAGCCGUUCUGCAUCACCACACGAGACCGGGUCUGAGACCACAGAAAGGCUGCCGUCGUCUUCCCUCGCCAACACAAAGUAUGAGACACAGUCUUCCUCUUCUUCGCAUUCUUCUGCUUUGAGUGACAUUCAACACAACCGCUUAGAUCCGUCCACUCAUACUCUGGAUCAGUCUUUGUCAACGCCACCAUCUCAUGUCGCUACCUUAACGGCUGCAAGCUUGUCGUUGUUGCCCAUGGAAUCUGAUCAUCCCAGUUUCCUCAGCAAUGACGACGACCUAAAGACUAACAAUAGUGGGAGUACCGGAAGUGAUAAUUCACCGCCAACGCUGACAUCUGUUUCUGGACCUAACUCUAAUCAUCCAGAGGAAGCUGUGGGACUAGGGUUCGAUACAGUGCCAUCACAGCGCAUCUCAGAGGAAGGAGCUCAACGAGAGACCAUACCUGACGAUCAGAUAAUAUUUACAAAUGGACAUGGAUCUUCAGAACCAGCUGGCUUGUCAGAGACUGUCACCCCUCCUAAGCGGGGCCCAGGACGUCCCGCACGAACGCAGACUGCGACUGGAAUCCGGGAAAAAUCGUCUGAUCUCAAUAGUCGGCCAAGGAGAAGCACGCGUAUCACAACUGUCUCAUCUAUUACAGACCCACCUCGUUCAAAGGAAGACUCUGGGAAAUUAAACCAGAAGACUGCACAGCCUACGUCCAUGUCUGCACAUGCACAUUUCGAGCCUGCUGAGCCGUUUAAAACAAUCACUCAACGCACGUCAAAGCGCAUCAUCCGGCCCCCUGGAAAAUUCCUUCACCCAACUGGCCUUAUAACAUCAACUGGAGAUAAAGGUGCAAAAUUGACGCCUGCAAACCAACAGCAAUUACUACAGCAGCAGCAACAUGCGAUAGAUCAGCAAACAGGGGAUCAGCCUAAGAAGCGAGGACCAGGACGUCCAGCCAAUAAUACACUGAACUUAACGCAGCGUUCAACUGGAUCAGCUAAUGCAGUCUCAUUCUUACCGCCCCCAAACAUCCCCGCAAAGCGUGGUCCUGGUCGUCCUCCACGUAACCCACAGCUAGUAAAGGCUGCAUCAAAUCCAACCUUUUCGACAACCUUAUCUCGAGCAAAAUCCAAGCCUGUAUCACCAACCGCAGUUAGGCCAAAUCAUAGUACAGCUGUCAGCGUCCGCUCUAAUACCUCAGUAUCACCAUCCAAAUCUGACACAUCUUCCAGUAAUGAGCCGACCAUCAUCCCUAAACGCGGCCCUGGUCGCCCGCCAAAGAACUCUGAUGGAAACAAUGCUCCAGCAUCUGCUUCAACUUCCUGGAGGCAUCAUAGUCAUCCGCAAGUUGUUACACCAUUCACAACACCUGGAUCCAGGUCUCGAAAACGCUACAGUAAGAGUGACGCAGAGUAUGAUGAUGACUCGACAGGUACUAAUGAUCGCAUUAUGGAGUCUGGAUUCACGCCUCGCAAAAGACGCAACACUCAGAAUAUAAUCCCUGGCCAUAUUCAAGCCGUGAACAGGAACAGAGCAUCAACAGUUGAAGCUAUGGAGCCUCCUAAACCUUUAACACCGUUGGAUAGGGCGCGACAAGCAAAAAUUACAGAGUGGGAGGUCAAGUUGCACGAGGUUAUCGAUCACCAUGAUAGCUUGGUGCGUGAGCUAUAUCAUUUGGAAACUUAUACAACUACUUUGACAUACGACCCAGUAAAAAUUAAAAUGGAUCACAGUGACAGGAUGUUACGCUUUCUUCGAAACUUUGAGCUGUGGUCGCAAGUGCCAGAUCUUGUAUCGAAUGUUCAGUUGCAUGCAGACAGAAUAUCGACACGGAAGAGUGCUACGGAGCAACGCGAGAUGUUCGUGGACAUGCUUCAGAAGAAUGUUGAAGUGGCUCUCCCACGUAGAGGAGAUAUUCCUUUUGCAUCGGAUUUGAUUCGGCAUGGUCUGCAUCGCAACCUACCUCUGCAACUUCAAAGUUUCGAAGAUUAUUUAAACUCGUUUGUAUACGUAGAUGAUGAAGAGGUCACGCCACAAGAGGCAGAUAAACGCGCCGCAUCCAACGCAAAGCUCCUGGAUCGUAUCGACGCCUUGAAGGCUGAAGGUAGGCUAGGAGAGAAACCACCAAAACCCUUUGUGGAUCCUGAGGUCCCCAAGCUCCACUACAACUGGCUCAUGGAGCACAUCAUGACUUCCUCUCGGUUGAUCAAGGAGGAAGGAAGGUUACAGAUGGCACGCGCACGCAAGGUCAGUAAGAUGAUCACUCGACACUUUGAGCAACUUCAUGGCAAAAGCGAAAGAGACCAAAGGCUCGAAGAAAAGAGACUGCGAAAAUUGGCCAAAUUGACUGCAGGCGAAGUUAAAAAGAAAUGGCGCUACGUUGAGGGAAUUAUUAAAGCCCGGCACAAGGCCUUAUUGAAGGAAGAGCAAGAAGAAGCCGGGAAGCGACAUUUGAAUCUCAUCUUGGAGCAUUCUACGCAAAUCCUGGGCGUUCAACAUAGUACUUUAAACAUGAGCUUAUCAGGAACGCCGAGGACACCGGGGACACCAGGCACGCCGGGUCAUGCAUCGGAUGCUCUAGCUACGUCUGAUGUCCUCAGCGAUCUACCCUCAACACCGCCCGUGACAGAUGCUACUAGUCGGCGAUCAUCUGUAGCACCAUCUGCUGUAUCUUCAGACGCCGAGCUGGAUACUGGAGACGCUGAAUAUUUUGUUAAAGAGGCAGAUGUUGACGACGAGACUACGCUUGCGAACGAAGAGUCUGGGAGUGAAGAUGAUGAAGCAGAAAUUUCAGGUCUGCAAGCAGAGAUGGAUAUUCCCAUAGAAGAGCUCUUGAAACAGUAUGGCUAUCAACUUUCUGGAGGUGAGGAGAGCGAUGAUGACGAUGAGCAAGAUAAUAACGGUAAUAACAUGGACACAGACGAAGUAGUUGAAGCGGCAAUAUCAAUAGAAGAAAUAGGAGGCGAAAAAGAUGAUAACAAGUCUGAAGAAGCUAUGGAGCCUAUUGUCAAGGUUGAGGUGGAUGCUGAGUCUGGAUCGCUCGGAGCUCUAAAUGGUGCUCUGUUAGAUACUUCUAUGGACAUACGGAUUAACUCUGAGGAAAGGAAACGGAAAGUGGGGGACAAUAAUGAUAGUCAAGGCUUUGAGGGAUUAUCAAGCGCUCUUUUCAACCCAAGGCUGGAGUCUGAGGAAGGAAGAAUUAUAUCCUCAAUGGAGAUUGCCAAGUCUCUUCCAGAGGACCUCAAAGCAGCCAGUAACUCUAUGUCAACAGCACAACGUCUUCAUUCUUCGAAACGUAGGCGGCUUUCGCUCUCGGAACUAUAUAAGGGUCCACCAUUACCGUUUAAUCCUUUUGAUGAAGUAGAUGACGAACGUACAAUGGAAGAAGAGGAGGAAGAAGACCUCUCUGAUCCAGAGGAGCUUGCUAUCCUGAUGCAAGAGAAGGAUAUGCCAAUUGAGGAUCUUCUGGACAAAUACGACUACGAAGCCGAGAGUUCAGAAUAUUCGGACUCUUAUUACGAUUCUGAUUCCGAGUACGAGGAAAACAUCAUGAGCUUGCACCAGAGAGCUCGGUCAGCUGAUCCUCGAUAUGUUGUUACGUUGCAGGAUGUUGCCCACAGUCGAAAGUUUCCUACACGGCCCAGUAGUGAGUUUACAGAUACAGAUACGGAGUAUGAUGAUAAUAGGACAAUAUCAAUUUACGGGACUGAUGAUGAACUUUGCCUCGGUGACAUGCUCCCUUUGUUGAGCCCUGAAACUCCUCCCAAAAGCACUGAGAUUGACACAUUCACGACCGGAGCUAAUGUCAAGACCAAAAUUCCUUUCCUUUUGCGUCAUCAACUGCGAGAAUACCAACACGUCGGGAUGGAUUGGUUGGCGAAUCUUUAUGCUAACGGUCUCAAUGGUAUCCUGGCAGAUGAGAUGGGUCUUGGAAAGACGAUGCAGACAAUUGCUCUCCUGGCACAUCUAGCAUGCGAGCAUGGUGUAUGGGGCCCUCAUUUGAUUGUCGUACCUACUAGCGUCAUGCUUAAUUGGGAGAUGGAAUUUAAGAAGUGGUGCCCUGGUUUCAAAAUCAUGACUUAUUAUGGAAGCCCAAGGGAGCGCAAGGAGAAGCGUGUUGGCUGGUCCCGUGAAAAUGCGUUCCAUGUCUGCAUAACGUCAUACCAAUUGGUAGUCCAAGAUCAGGCGGUAUUCCGACGUAAAGCAUGGCAAUAUUUAAUUUUGGAUGAGGCACACAACAUCAAAAACUUUCGAUCCCAACGGUGGCAGACGCUUCUCAACUUUAAUUCUGCCAGGAGACUCUUGUUGACAGGAACGCCACUGCAAAAUAAUCUUAUGGAGCUAUGGUCGCUUUUGUACUUCCUUAUGCCUAAUGGUGUGUCCCAGACCAUGCCAGUAGGGUUUGCAAAUCAAAAGGAAUUCCAAGAAUGGUUCUCACAUCCUGUUGAUCGCAUGAUAGAAGGCAAUGAACAACAGGAUGAAGAUUCAAAGGCAGCGAUUGCCCGAUUGCAUACUGUUCUUCGACCAUAUCUGCUUCGUCGCCUCAAGUCAGAUGUAGAAGCACAGAUGCCAGCCAAGUAUGAACACAUUGUGUACUGUCGGCUUUCGAAGCGUCAACGUUUCUUGUAUGAUGACUUCAUGAGCCGAGCGAAGACCCGUGAGACAUUAGCGUCAGGAAACUUCUUGAGCAUCAUUAAUUGCCUGAUGCAACUUCGCAAGGUCUGUAAUCAUCCGGAUCUAUUUGAAGUACGGCCAAUCGUCACAUCCUUUGCUAUGCCUUCUGCCACUGCGUCCUAUGAAAUCACCGAGUUUUUGGUUCGCCGCAGGAUGUUUUCAGAAAUUGAUAAGGCCAGAGAAUCUAUCAAUCUUGAUUUUUUGGGGCUGGUUUUUACCAACAAAGAGGAACGAUUGUCGAAAAUGGACCUAGAAUCGUAUGAGGAGCUCAACGCUACACCACUGUUCUUAAAGAGAGCCCACGAAUUUUCUAUAGUUCAAUCAAAGUCGUUGACAAUCGGGACUCAAUACCAAGAUGUUCGGCAGUAUUCUAGUUUGAGGCGGCAUCGACAAUUACUGGCAAGUAAGCAACGGUGGGAACAACUGGCAUAUGUCAACACAAAUCGAUGUCACACACAGGUCAUGUUUGGAUCCAGCUUGCUUGAUAUGUGCCACCAACCAGUCAAAAGUGCUAGAGGAUGCUUCAACAUUUUACAGCAAGUCUCGGAUCCGCGCCAAUAUCUUGAUUAUACGAAUGCUAUUGCUCAGGCAGUUCUUACGAGCGAAGCCCGAUUCCACCAAAAUGAAGAAACGAUUAAACGCUUUGCAUUCGUCACACCGGCGGUCAUAGUACGGGAUUAUUCUUGGGCACCAAUCCAUGUAAAUCCUCAGCCGACCAUUCUAGAGACUAUCUGUCAACAGGCAAUCCAACUUUUCCACCCAGUGGCAUCAUGCCUUCAAGUUCAGUUCCCUGACAAGCGAUUACUUCAAUUCGAUUGUGGCAAGCUUCAAAAGUUGGACAGUCUUCUUCGGGAAUUGAAAUCCGGAGGGCAUCGUGCAUUGAUCUUCACACAGAUGACUAAAGUCCUAGACAUUCUGGAAAUUUUUCUGAACAUUCAUGGACAUCGGUACCUACGAUUGGAUGGAGCAACAAAGGUGGAGAAUCGACAGCAUUUGACCGAUCGAUUCAACUCUGAUCCAAAAAUUUUAGUAUUCAUUUUGUCUACACGAUCGGGCGGAGUAGGCAUCAACCUUACAGGUGCUGACACUGUCAUCUUUUAUGAUUCUGACUGGAACCCAUCGAUGGAUCGUCAAUGUCAAGACAGAUGCCAUCGUAUUGGACAGACAAGAGAUGUUCAUAUUUAUCGGUUUGUCAGCGAGUUUACGAUUGAGGAAAAUAUGUUAAAGAAGGCAAACCAAAAGCGUAUGCUCGAUAAUGUUGUGAUCCAAGAAGGAGGGUUCACAACAGAUUAUUUCCAAAAAAUGGACUGGCGUGAUAUGUUGGGCGAAGAAGACCUUGCUAAAAUUGGCGACCUGGGUCCGAUACAAGCAAAUGGUGAACCUCGCGAUCUUUCGACGGUACAUGGAGCAGAUCUUGAACAGGCACUGGCCGCUGCCGAGGAUGAGAACGAUGUAUUGGCUAUGCAACAGGCUAAACAUGAGAUGGAAGGUGUUGAUCAAGGAGACUUUUCAGAAGCCGGAGCCACUCCUAAUACUGUCAGCAACCCUAAGGAGUUUAAAGCAUCUAGUGCUAAGAAUAUUGAGGAAAAAUCAAUAUUUAAAGAGACAAGUGUGGCCAAGGUUCAAUUCCUAACUGGCGCAUCAACACAGCCUGAUGGAGAGGGAGAGGAGGAAGGAGAGGUUAUUGAGAUAGGACACGUAGACGAAUACAUGCUACGGUUUAUGGAACGCGAGUAUGGCCAUUAUGUUGGCUUUGGCGCGUCUUUUUUAAUUUAAUUACGUAAGCGAGG
Molecule: messenger RNA, 6698 nt
Organism: Lobosporangium transversale
Lineage: Eukaryota; Fungi; Mortierellomycota; Mortierellomycetes; Mortierellales; Mortierellaceae
Product: SNF2 family N-terminal domain-domain-containing protein
Exons: 5
Coding region: 232-6684 (2150 amino acids)
Cellular component (GO): Swr1 complex
Molecular function (GO): DNA binding; ATP binding; ATP-dependent chromatin remodeler activity
Source: RefSeq, a predicted model, not a curated record